This is a messenger RNA of Coregonus clupeaformis (lake whitefish), 763 nucleotides long. Its product is annotated as 2-iminobutanoate/2-iminopropanoate deaminase. The transcript is spliced from 6 exons. The record is from RefSeq and is a predicted model, not a curated record. The coding region runs from base 94 to 504 and encodes 136 amino acids. Gene Ontology annotation, molecular function: deaminase activity. Lineage: Eukaryota; Metazoa; Chordata; Actinopteri; Salmoniformes; Salmonidae. Gene Ontology annotation, cellular component: cytosol.
CUCUACCAGCUGAUCUGUCAUUCCAGAGUUCCACGAGCUACCGUGCAGUUACUUCUUGGUUUUAAGUUAAUUAUUUUUUGUAGAAUUCUAAUCAUGUCUGCGAUCAUCAGGAAGAUAAUCAACACCACUAAAGCGCCAGCAGCUAUCGGGCCGUACAGCCAGGCGGUGGUGGUGGACAGGACCAUGUACGUGUCAGGCCAGCUGGGGAUGGACCCUGCCUCUGGUCAGCUGGUGGAGGGGGGGGUGCAGGCUCAGACCAAACAGGCUCUGGUGAACAUGGGGGAGAUCCUGAAGGAAGCAGGGUGUGGAUAUGACAAUGUGGUAAAAACCACGGUUCUUCUGGCUGACAUGAAUGACUUCGUCAGUGUAAAUGAUGUCUAUAAAACAUUUUUCAGCAGUAACUUCCCAGCUAGGGCCGCCUACCAGGUCGCUGCUCUGCCCAGGGGUGGGCUUGUAGAGAUUGAAGCUGUGGCUGUGCUGGGCCCUCUGACUGACGGGUCUUGAUGUAACUUACACGUCAGCGACAGAACAGGAAGUAGGGGGAAAAUCAACAAAUCCCAUGACCCAUAAAAUGAUGUGCCAUCACAAUACCAGCGUACAGUGAAUAAUUUCCAUAGGUUCAUUUCCUGUUUACUUUAUUAUUGUUUUAAAAAUAGUCCAAAUAAUUAAUAGGAUUUAUGUAGCGCUUUUCCAAAUGAUUAAAGCACUGAGUGUGUGAGUUCAUUGUAAAAUAAAUAUAAUUGUGACAUUUGAAGAAGACUAA